GGCUCUGAGCUGGGCGUUAUGGUGCUGCCCGACUCACUCCCGUGGGAAUAUGGAGCUGAGUGAGUCUCAGGCAAUAGUCCGUGCAGUGUGCCCAGUGCUGAAGACUAUGAACUGAGGCUGCACCACUAUGAAAUCCAAAUGGGGGAGGACAGGGCGAAGGAGAAAAAGGAAAGGGCUGCCUGGCACUAAAUCCUAUGCAGCCAAUCGGAGCCAUGAAUGGGAGUACAUCCAGCUGCGGAGAUGGCUGAAGGAGAGGGGGUUUCAGGGCAGGCACCUAAGAGCGGCUGAGUUCACAGACACCGGGCGAGGGUUAAUGGCUACCAGAGACUUGCAGCCAGGGGAACUGAUCAUCUCCCUGCCUGACAGCUGUCUGAUCACUACAGAGACUGUUCUACAGAGCUAUCUUGGGAAAUAUAUCCGGACAUGGAGCCCCCCUGUCUCCCCAUUGCUGGCCUUGUGCACGUUCCUGAUCGCAGAAAGGGUUGCCAGGGAGCGCUCCCCAUGGAAACCUUACCUGGAUGUGCUGCCCAGCAGCUACAGCUGCCCUGUUUAUUGGGAGUCGGAAAUUAUCAGUCUGCUGCCCGCGCCCCUCCGGCAAAAAGCUCUGGAGCAACAAACGGAGGUUAAAGAACUGCAUACGGAAUCCUGGUCUUUCUUUGUCUCCUUACAGCCCCUGUUUGGGGGCAAUAUAACUGACAUCUAUACGUAUGGGGCCCUGCGCUGGGCCUGGUGCACUGUCAAUACUAGGACUGUAUACAUGAAGCACCCCAGGCGGCACGGCCUCUCCGCACAGCAGGACGUCUAUGCCAUGGCGCCAUAUUUAGAUCUACUGAACCACAGCCCAGCGGUGCAGGUGGAGGCGGCAUUCAAUGAAGAGAGGCGCUGCUACGAGAUCCGGACCAACAGCGGCUGCCGGAAACACGACCAGGCAUUUAUAUGUUACGGGCCCCAUGAUAACCAGCGCCUCCUGUUGGAGUAUGGAUUCAUAGCGGCCAAUAAUCCGCACCGGAGCGUUUAUGUGACCAAAGAUGCCAUCGUUGGUUAUUUGCCUCCCGGGGACAAGCAGAUGCCAAAGAAAUGGGCUUUACUAGGGGAGAAUGACUUUCUGGGGAAUUUGACGUUCGGGUUGGACGGCCCAUCCUGGAAACUCCUGACUGCUGUGAAGCUGCUUUGCCUUAGGCCCGAAGAAUUCACGAGCUGGAAGAAGGUCAUUCUGGGAAGUUUUGUUUCCGAUGCCAACGAGCGGGAUUCCCUGGAACUUGUGAGGAAAAUCUGUUUCCACUUGUUGGAUGAAACCUCCUGUGCCCUUAAAGAGAUUUCCCUUGUGAGAAGCCAGAAGCUCCCCGACCCUGCGGCUGCCGCGCAUCACUUGGCCUUGGUGGAAGCUCUGAGACUGGAGGAGCUGGAGAUUCUUCAAAUGUCUGCAAAUCUACUACAGAAUGGACCCUCUGCCUGACCUGCAGGGGCUGCUGGGAACUGUAGUAUAAUGGGGGCAAAUGGGUUCUACAUUCCUGGUUUGAUUGAUGGGAGGCAGAACGGAAACAGUAGCCAAGAAAAGUGCAAAUAAAAGAAAGAGACCAAGUUGCACCUGGUUUGGAACUGGCAUUCUGUCACAAAUCCCUGUACAAUUCAGCAUUUUCCAUCAUCAAACAAAAUGUGUAUCUGUGUGCAACUAUAACCCUCACCUACGCUCGCUCCCAUAAAGCCAGCUGGGUGGGUCCAACUGCCCUACUGCCACAUGGGGAAAUGGAAUUCUCAGUGCUGAAGAAAGAAAUGGAAAAGAAUAUUUUCAUUAAAUAUUUUAAUUAAU
Molecule: messenger RNA, 1810 nt
Organism: Xenopus tropicalis (tropical clawed frog)
Lineage: Eukaryota; Metazoa; Chordata; Amphibia; Anura; Pipidae
Gene: setd4
Product: SET domain containing 4
Cellular component (GO): nucleus; cytosol
Molecular function (GO): protein-lysine N-methyltransferase activity; histone H3K4 monomethyltransferase activity; histone methyltransferase activity
Source: RefSeq, marked provisional